Molecule: messenger RNA, 995 nt
Organism: Chara braunii
Lineage: Eukaryota; Viridiplantae; Streptophyta; Charophyceae; Charales; Characeae
Source: the annotation of a GenBank genome assembly
GCGGUGGGCUACCUGCAAGGCUACAAUGGCGCCCAAGAAAGGGAGGGGAGAUCAGCCAUUCGUUCCGGUCAGUAAAGACGAGCAGAAGGAGGCGGAGCUGAAGUUUUGCGGCUUUAACUGGGUUGCCAAGGGGCAGACGAUGCCGAAUUCGAAUGGCACUUUCCUCAUGGAGUGCAAGUUGUGUCGUCAGGGUUUUCAGGGGAGCCAGACGAAAGCCGCACAACACUUCACGAUAAAAAACAAUUGCGCCAAAAUCUUCGUGGAGCAGAUGGCGGAGAUAUGGAACAAGACAAAGUACGGGUUCGAUCCAAGCCAUGCACAGAAGAUCGUGGACUUUCUGAAGUCUCGUGAGUUGCGAGACAACAGAUGUGGAUCGGGGAGGGAGCCAGCGGGGAAUGAGGAGUUUGAGAACAGCGAGGAGGAGAGGAGGGCGGUCGAGGGUGGAGAUGAUUAUGGUGAGAGUGAUGCAGAGGAUAUGGAGGUGCGGCGAGCGGUGGAGCGUGCCAGGGGAAAGUUGAGGAAGGAGAAGGCCAUUGACGAGGACAACACCCCUGACGAGGACACGGACGACGACGAUGACGAUGAGGGAGCAGACCUUGGGGCCUCUCCGGAUGGGGGGUUGAUGGGCGAUGGCCGUCGUGGCCAAGAGGGGGCAGCUAGGGCGAUGAAGGAGGCUGCGGGACCGAAGAAGAGAAAAAGGAAGGCGAAGAUGACUACCACUGAGGCGAGAUCAGCACCUUCUCAGCCCAAAAAGAGCAGAGUUCUUCGACAGACGUCCAUGCUGGAGACCUUCGAUCCAGUGUGGCAACGAGAAUUCUCGGACUCCGUCCAUGCUGGAGAGUUCUCUGGGGCCCAACCGUUGCGAGUACUCCAUCCUCUUGGUAUUGAUCGAUCAUUUCUCGAAGUAUAUCGAAGUCUAGCCGUGUAAAACCCGAAAGGCUGCAGAAAUAGCCAUAUACAUUGAUCCGUUUCUCUACACUCACCUAGAUACGGAA